Molecule: messenger RNA, 5046 nt
Organism: Kogia breviceps (pygmy sperm whale)
Lineage: Eukaryota; Metazoa; Chordata; Mammalia; Artiodactyla; Physeteridae
Gene: FAM111B
Product: FAM111 trypsin like peptidase B
Biological process (GO): DNA replication
Cellular component (GO): chromatin; nucleus
Source: RefSeq, a predicted model, not a curated record
AGCUACUGUCCAAUGAGGGCCGACAGCCUCCGCAAACUUGCCGCCGUUGGCCAGACGCCAUGUCCAAUCCCAGGCGGGGAGGCGGGGCUUCCACUCUUCCUCUCUAAGAGCUCCCGUCGAGGACCAGCCAGGCGCCGUGCGCGCAGCUCUUUGCGGAUCCCAGUUCGGCAGUCACGGGCACCUUUGGGGCAGAUUCUCAGCUUCUACUGAAGGGUAAAUCUGGACGCUGUUACUUUAUUUCGCCAGAAGUCCAAGUAGUGGAAGUGAGUUAUAUUCUCUUGGAACUCAUCAUGAAUUUCAUGAAGCCUGAAGAGAACACGUCAUUCACUGCUACAGGAAAUGACCAGAGUACCAGACCUGAAGUUUCAAAGGAUACUGUAAUGCAGCAGGCAUGUUCUGGCACACCUGUUGAUCAAUCUCUAUCUGACAUACAAGAGUGUAACAGCACCAUUAAACUUAAGAGUGAAGUCAGUGAGCAUGAAACAUCCGCUAAAAGUCAGAACCCACAUGUGAGCACCAGUAGAGACUGUUGUUUCACCUUUACUUUGAAUGAAUGCUCCAGGAAGUCAGACCGUAGUGUGUUUACAGCAUAUGGUGAACUCAAUGAGAAUAUCAACUCAGUUCUAAGUGCUAAUGAGCAUUUUAGUAAAUGGAUGGAGAAGUGUUUUAAAAAGAACAUUAUUGUUUAUGAAGAAAAAACAAUAGGAGGAUAUGUAAAUUUAGGAAUGCCUCUCAGAUGCCUACCUAGAGAUUCCCAUUUUAAUAUAACAUCUAGUCAAAGAAAUAGUAACCCGGAAGAUGAUCCGAUAUUACGCCAAUGUGAAAAUCCAAACAUUGAAUGCAUUCUUUUUCACGUUGUUGCUGUUGGGAAGAACAUAAAGAAGAUUCUCAAGAUCAAAGAACUUCAUGAAAAAGGAACUACGAUUUGUAUCUAUGCCUUGAAGGGUGAGACUAUCAAAGAAGCCCUAUGCAAGGAUGGUCGAUUUCGGUCUGAUCUAGACACAUUUGAAUGGAAAUUAAUGGAAGGUUACAAGAACAUUUAUGGAAAAAAGUCCAUGGUGGAUGAAGUAUCUGGAAAAGUCUUAGACUUGGACAUUUCUAAAAGACCAGUUGUCAGGCAAGAUACCCAUAAAAAAAUUAAACAGAAGGAUGAAAAUGCCACUGAUGAAAUUGGUCCCUGGGAUUCGAUACAGUCUAAGAGCAAAGUCCGUGAACCAGAGAAAGAUGGAGAGACUGAAGAUGGAGAACACAACAGAGAAAAAAUUCUCACACCUCAAAGUCUAGGGCAUGAUAUUGAAGAUAAGACACACCAGACAACUUCCAAUAGGCAAAGGCCCCAUCUGGGUAUGGAAUAUGCUAUUAAUUCGGAUCUCCAGAGGGAGGCAGCUAAUCUCUUGGAAAAGAAUUUACAGGUGUUGAGCAAAGUUAUGAUAAGUCAAUAUCCACAUUUUAAUGUGGCACAUCAGAUACAUAACUAUUUUAGGGACGAACAGAAGAGAAUGCAACUGCUAGUGUCUAAACAAUUCAAGCUCUAUAAAGAGUCCUUUGGAAAAGUGACUGCAAAUUGUACUUCAGUUGCAAUCUGUGAAUGUCUUGUUCAUCUUAGUAAGUCAGUUGGGUUCCUGAAAUGGGACAAUAAUGGAAACACAGGCAAUGCUACUUGCUUUGUCAUCAACAAUUGUUUUAUUUUUACCUGUCGACAUGUCUUGCAUCUCAUGGUAGGAGAAGAUACAGAUCCAAAUUUGUGGCCAGAUAUAAUAAGCAAAUGUGCAAAGGUCACUUUCACUUAUAAAGAGUUCUGCCCUGUUGAUGCUGAUUGGUUUUCCGUGGAGCCUACUUAUAUGGUGUCUGAUGAAACUCUAGAUUACGCCAUUUUAAAACUAAGAGAAAAUGGAAAUGGAUUUCCUCCAGGCCUAUGUGGACAAGUUUCCCCUCAACCAUCUAGUGGUUUGCUUUAUUUAAUUGGUCACCCAGAAGGCCAGAUCAAGAAAAUAGAUGGUUGUGCUGUGAUUUCUUUAGAACAACGGUUAAAGAGGUAUAGAGACCAUCUUCAAGAUGGUGUAGCAGGACCCUGUGCUGGCACUUAUAAUGCUUGCCCUAUGUUUACCCAGAGAAGUUGGCUAUCAGAGGUUUGGAGCACUGACAAAGUUAGUUAUGAUACUUGUUUUUCUAGUGGGUCCUCUGGCUCCCCAGUGUUUAAUGCAUCUGGUAAUUUGGUUGCUAUGCACUCCUUUGGGCAAUUUUAUAAAUGUGGAGGUAAGGUUUACGCUUUUAUUGAAUUUGGCUGUUCUAUGGAUUCAAUUCUUCGUCAUAUUAAACAGAAUGAUGAGAGCUUAUACAGAUUAUUAACAGAAAAGAAAAAUGAGAACCACCAUGAAGAGAAAUAUAAGAAACAAGAGUCGUUAUUUCAAGAUCAUCAGAUUGAACCCAUGGAACCGUAGGGAAAGGAUGCUGCUUUCAGAAAAAAUAUGCCAAUAAUUUAAAGUAUUUGGGGCUGUUUCUUUAAGGUAUAAUGAAUAUUAUUUCUCAGUUAGAAAACUUACAGAGAAUCAUGUGGAUGUACAAAACACAUAUUAGAGCUCAAAUGAAUAUUGAUUACUUUUCUCAUUGGCUUUUUCUUUUAAACAACCUCAAGCCUCACUUAAAAUAUUUAGGUUGGGUGAUAACUACUGGUGUAAGAUAGGCUAUAAGGAUGUAUUGUACAACAUGGGGAAUAGAGCCAAUAUUUUGUAAUAACUGUAACUGGAGUAACCUUUAAAAACUGUAUAACAAUUUUUAAAAAUAUAAAAAGUUUUUAAAAACUUAGGUCACUUACUCAAAUAGUUGGUGUUUGCCAUUCUAAAUGCCUAGGAUGGUAUAUCUAUUCCACCUUUAUAACGGUGAAGUGAUUAUUAUUCUCUGUGUAACAAGAUAAUAGGGAAAUAUACCUUUAGAGUUAAGGAAAAAAGAUGUAUUGUUCCUCUAAGACCCAAAAUUCUUUGAUCUUAAUUUUUUCCCUUCUAUGCCACUGUGACAUCAGCCUCUAUUGUAAUUGCCAAUAGAAAAUCCCAGCUUCUCAGUUCUUUUCUCUAGUUCUGCCCUUCUCUGGCAGAUAUAAAGAGUGACUUGACUAGUCUCCAUCUCCACCCUCUCAUGCUCACAGUCUAGAAAGCUAACAACUAAAUAUGUCAGUCCACAAUUUGCAACUAAGAUUCUGGAUAUAAAUCAGGUUCCUCUAAACAGAUGCACUGGCAUGUAAUUUGGAAGACAGAAAUUAAAUGGAGACUAUCUUUCUUCUCCAUAUUCUGGCAAACUAAGUCAGAAAAGUAAGUGUCUAGAGACAGUAGAGUUGGCCACAUUCAGUGUCAGUGUUUAGUCAUCAGCUUCAUGGGUACUGGAGUAACUGUGGCAGUGUCAGCAGCCAGAAUCAGCAUUGCAAUGUCUGGUCACUCACUUAGCUGGUGUGGAGAGGCAUUUGUAACAGCUUCCCAGUCCAGCUUCCUGAUUCCUGGAUUGCAGAUAUGAAGGUGUGUUCUUGAACUCAAUAAUUCCAAUAUUGGCCUUCUGAAUCCCACUGCUUUUUCUCAUACUAAAGAUUUGCCAGCACUAACCACUUCAGUUAUAUCUCUUUUACCUGCACUGAACUCUGACAUACCCUCCAUACUAACUAGCAAUUGAUGGAGCUGUCCAAAUAUGUGAUAGUCUUCCAGCCGUGCAAAAGCCAGAAAUCUGACUCAAAAAAAUUGUUGGUUCAGAAAUUUUAGAUUUGUAUGUUUAUUAGAAACUGUCGAAUUUCAAAAAUAAAAGAGGUUUACUUCUCUCUCUUGUAAUAGUCUAAACAUACUGUCCUCUGUGGUUGUGGGAAUUCCAGGUUGUCAAGGUAUUAGGUUUCUUCAAUCAGGUUCUAUUAUACCACAGCCCUCAACAUGCAACAUGGUCCAAGAUGACUGCUAAACUUCCAGCCAACACACCUAUGCCACAGCCGGGGUAAGAGGGAAAUUGCACAAGGAGAGUGCACCUCUUGCUCUUAAGAACACCAUCCAGAGACUGCAUAUCACGGAUCCUCAUACCCAUUGCCUACAACUUGGUCACAUAGCUCAGUUAGCUGAAAAUCAUGCUGUGAAACGUAGUGGUUAUUCUGGUUGACCAGAUGCCCAGCCUAAAUUCUAUUACUGUGGAAUAAAAAAGAAAAUAGAUAUUGGGUAAACUAUAAGUCUUAACCUCGGUCCCACCCAUCUAGCCCCUCUAGUAUCUUAUAUACACUUCCUUCCACAUAUGAAGCACACCUACCCAUUCUCCAAGACAGUCUGGCAUUUCUGGGUAAUGUGCAUUUCUCUCCAUCACAUCUGAAUGCAGCUCCUCAUGGCCUGGAGAUAUAUCUGCCCAUUCCCACUCAUCCUACUAACACACCUGAUAUACCAGAGUGGAGUGUGGUGAGAAUCCAGUAACUUAAACUUUUAUUCAAAAAAGAGGAGAAUGGAAAAUUUGGCAGUCACAAUCCCAUAGCAAGGAUAAAAUCCUGUUUUUCAGGAAUUGCCAGGAUGCUUUGCUCCAGUAGGGAGUUCAGUUUAUGCUUAGUUCACAUUACAACUCUUGGUUACUGCUUAUUGGAGUUGGAACAGCCUUGACCAUUGUCUCUCAAAACCCCAGAUUUUGUCUUUCAGGGUGUGCUUUUCUGUCCAUUGUUCUCUAUGGCCAUUUCCUUCUCUUUGUAAUGUCUAGUUUUAUUAAGUUAGGAUUUAUGAACAGUAAAAUAUGUCCUUUUUGGUGUACUGGUCAGUGAAUUCUGGCAAAUGCAUAUACUCAAGUGACUACUACCCAAUCAAAAAGCUAAGCAGCAUUUUUUUUUAAUAAAAUAUAAAUACACUGCCAUCAGCAUGCCUACAAAAACUUAUUGAUUGUUUCAGUCAGUGUGUAUCUUCUCCUGACUUCUUAAUUUGUUGUUAAUUUUUGUUUGUGUUACAUCUGGAUUGUUCAAGUCAGAAUCCAAACAGUCUCCACAUUGUAUUUGGUUGUAUGAGUCUCUUAAGUCACUUUUAAUGUGUAAAUUUCCCCUUCCUCUAUAUU